Eimeria mitis is the source of this 807-nucleotide messenger RNA. RefSeq names its product nucleolar essential protein 1, putative. Gene Ontology annotation, biological process: rRNA base methylation. NCBI's taxonomy places the organism in Eukaryota, Apicomplexa, Conoidasida, Eucoccidiorida, Eimeriidae. The transcript is spliced from 9 exons. Gene Ontology annotation, molecular function: rRNA (pseudouridine) methyltransferase activity; rRNA binding. Gene Ontology annotation, cellular component: nucleolus; small-subunit processome. The coding region runs from base 1 to 807 and encodes 268 amino acids. The record is from RefSeq and is a predicted model, not a curated record.
AUGUGGGAGCAAAGGGCACCGAGGGCGGAAGUGAAGCGAGCAGAUCGCCUCCAGGGCCGCAAAGUUGUCGUUUUGCUCGAAGAUGCUGUCCUGGAGCUUGCUAAGGGACGCCAAGGUUCGCUUCAACUCCUUGAGGGCCUCCAACACCGCAGGCUCCUGCAGCAAGAAGACAGAGACAGCACAGAUGUGCGCCCUGAUAUAGUUCACCACUGCCUGCUGACCUUGCAAGAGUCCCCUCUAAACAAAGUAGGCUGCAUCCUAACACGUGACAGGCAACUGAUUGAGGUUCAUCCACAACUCCGAGUUCCGUCUACUUACGAAGAAUUCAGAAAGCUCAUGGUGAAUCUUUUACACACCCGUCGGAUUCGGGCGGUGGAGAGGAAUGUCACCCUUUUGCAGGUAACGAAGAAUGAUCCGAACCUCUUCCUGCCCGUCGGCUCACGAAAGAUCGGUGAGCCGUCUGGCGCCCCCUACACACAAACUGAAUACGGCGACGCUGAUUUUGAAGCAACCUAUGAAUAUUAUAGCCCACAGAAGGGCUUCUGUUGUAAAAUGCAUAGCAGAUAUCUUGCCUACCAUGCAUUUUCUUCUAAAGGCCGACCUGUAGACCUCGAAGACUUUGUGCAGCAAUUUCAGCACACGGAAAGCCCUGUGUUGUUUCUCGUAGGCGCGGUGGCCCAUGCCAAUCCCACCGCCAAUAGCGAACUCGCCGAAGAAUGCAUUUCUAUUGCUCCUUGCGGAUUAAGUGCAGCGGCCGAACUGGGAAUUGUCCCGUCCAGUGUUGUAACUGUGGGAUUGGAAUGCUAG